CCGCUGCAAGGCUCGGCAAAUGAAGCUCCCGAAAUUCCAGACAAUGUGGGAGAUUGGCUUCAGGGCGUCUACCACUUCGCCACCAAUAGGAAUGACUUCCGGAGGAACUUGAUCCUCAAUUUGGGACUCUUUGCUGCCGGAGUUUGGCUGGCCAGGAAUUUGAGUGACAUUGACCUCAGCCUGGGGUGUAGCCAUAAAGACACAUGGAACUCUUGUGCUGUACUCAAACCUUCCAAAAACGAAGCCUCCAAUCUGUGA
Messenger RNA from Balaenoptera ricei (Rice's whale), 258 nucleotides. Its product is annotated as mitochondrial import receptor subunit TOM6 homolog. Gene Ontology annotation, cellular component: mitochondrion; mitochondrial outer membrane translocase complex. The transcript has a single exon. Lineage: Eukaryota; Metazoa; Chordata; Mammalia; Artiodactyla; Balaenopteridae. The record is from RefSeq and is a predicted model, not a curated record. The annotation marks the transcript as partial.